CUCACCAUCGAGGCGCCAGACUCAAACACAAAACACGGAGGACGAAUAUCUGAGAAAGAAAGAUAGUAAACUGAUUUAGAUACGUUUAAAGAAGCGCAAAGGACAGCUGAAAACAUCCCUGUGCGAUUUUAUGAGGUCUUGUAUUGCAGAUCUGACCUUCACUCUCCACCAUGAAAAGCUCCAAACCAGCACUGCAGAGCUCUGCUCAGGAAGAGUGUGAUGUUUGGCUGGACACUGUGCAGCUGAAAGCAAAAGCUAAACAGAAACGACUUGCCCGUCCCAUUUCUAAACUGCUGAAUCCCUUCGCUGGAGGCGGCGGAUACAGUUUGGCUGUGGCACUCAACUUCACUCAGACAAAAAUGGAGAUGCCAAAGACCAAACAGAGCACUAUAUCAACCUUCUUCACACCUCAGCGCAGAGUUCUCAGUAAGAUGUCUACUUCUGAAGUGCCAAACAUGGAUCCUGUGCAACCCUCACCAUCAUUAUCUACCUCAUCCACAUGUGCCACAACAGCACCCAAACCUGUAGCAAUGGGGACUAAACGAAGACGUGAAAUUGAUCUUGAAAUGUUUGACUUGUAUAACCCUGAGUCUGGUGUGGACCAUGAGUGGAAAAGAGAAAAUGUGACUGAGCCUGAAGCAGCAGUGUGGCAGGAGGAGCAGGCAGCAAGCCAGACACCUUCUCAAGACAUGUACUGUGAAUCUGAACAAGAAGAGCACGAGGAGUUGGAGGAGAUAAACCCACCACAGAGUAAGAGGAGGCUCAUUGCAACCUCUGUAUUGCAAGGUGACAGUCAACCUCUUCCUCAGGCGUGGAGUCAGGACCCACUACUCAGCUAUAGCCAAUAUUCUGAAGAGGAAUUUUACCCGACUAACCAGAAAAACACCACAAAAAAGAACUUUAUCGACUCUGAGCCGAGUUUCUUCAACGGUCUACAAAGUGAUUACGCUUUUGGUAUUCAGAUGGACGUGAAAGGUAGAACCUCGACACAAAAAUCCUUUAAACACUUUAAUUCUUCUCAGACAGAUAUUGAGAAAGAAAACAGCAUAUUUUUGUCUUCUAAGUCCCCAAGUAAGCACCCAACACUCUCUCACAUUGAGCCUCUUUCAAAUCAGAAAUGGACACAGCAAAAAACUACAUCACCUCGAAAACGUAUUCCAGUGCAGCUGUGUAAAAAGGCCGACAAAGAGGAGAGCCUUGACUCACGGUACAAGUGGACCAAACCGAGCAGCUCUCCUCUAAAAAAACUAGCAGCACAGCUGUCAUGCAGAGAGGUUGAUGAUGAUGAGGAGAGUCUGGCCAUGUUGUUCACCCAGGACUCUGAAGGCUUCAGGGUGAUAGCGCACAGAGGUCUGCAAACCAGGAGUCCACUCAAAGAUCAGAGUAACAUAUGUACUGGGGUGGUGAGAACAAGUGCUUACAAAUCUCUUGUGGAGGAGGACGAGGAAGAUGAGAUGCUCUUUACUCAAGACUCGCAGGGAAAUACGGUGAUCAGACACUGAAAAGAGCCUCUGUAACUCCUUUUUUCUGUGACACAGUGUCUUCUUAUAUUUCUUUGUUUGUAGAUCUUUUGUAUUUCCCCAGAGGU
Molecule: messenger RNA, 1588 nt
Organism: Epinephelus moara (kelp grouper)
Lineage: Eukaryota; Metazoa; Chordata; Actinopteri; Perciformes; Serranidae
Exons: 4
Coding region: 171-1502 (443 amino acids)
Biological process (GO): spindle organization
Cellular component (GO): centrosome; spindle pole
Source: RefSeq, a predicted model, not a curated record